AGCAACUGCAUGUUUUCUUAACUUUUUCCGUCACUAGCCGUUAAAUGACAGUCGGCUCGUAUUUGCGUCAGCAGCCAACUUCACGUGACUGAUGUUCGCAAGAGAAUCAAAAGACCACAAACAGCUGAUUAAAUGACGGUCUGGCAGCACGCACGGUUUUUCAGGUAAUCGCGACAAAAUUAUUUUAUAAACAUGCAAAAAUAUGAUAAAAUGGAGAAGAUUGGCGAGGGCACUUACGGUACGGUGUUCAAGGGCCGUAAUCGAGACACAAUGGAAAUUGUGGCACUAAAAAGAGUACGUCUAGACGAGGACGACGAGGGUGUGCCAAGUUCCGCGCUGAGAGAAAUAUGCUUACUAAAGGAAUUGAAGCACAAAAAUAUAGUUCGACUCUGUGAUGUGUUGCACUCCGAUAAAAAAUUGACAUUGGUAUUCGAGCACUGCGAUCAGGACCUGAAAAAGUACUUUGACAGCUUAAAUGGAGAAAUCGAUAUGGCCGUUUGUCGUAGUUUUAUGCUGCAACUGUUGCGCGGCUUAGCCUUCUGUCACAGCCACAACGUUCUGCAUCGGGACUUGAAACCGCAAAACUUGCUCAUCAACAAGAACGGCGAACUGAAGUUGGCCGACUUUGGUUUGGCCCGUGCCUUUGGCAUACCCGUCAAAUGCUAUUCUGCCGAGGUGGUAACGCUGUGGUAUCGUCCGCCCGAUGUGCUCUUCGGCGCCAAGCUCUACACUACUAGCAUCGAUAUGUGGUCAGCGGGUUGCAUAUUGGCCGAAUUAGCAGAUGCAGGUCGUCCGCUAUUUCCCGGCUCUGAUGUACUCGAUCAACUGCUGAAAAUAUUCCGGGUGCUUGGCACACCAACUGAAGAAUCCUGGCCCGGUGUCUCGCAUCUCUCCGAUUACGUUGCGCUUCCAUCUUUUCCACCUAUUACAUCGUGGAGCCAACUUGUACCAAGACUGAAUACCAAGGGCCGUGAUUUAUUGCAAAAACUGCUUGUUUGCCGUCCGAAUCAGCGAAUUAGUGCGGAAGCUGCCAUGCAGCAUCCGUAUUUUACAGAUAGCUCCUCUUCGAGUCAUUAAUGUGGCAAUCAAGUUAACUUGUAGUUCUAACGACUGUUUCAAUAAUAUAAUAUAAUAUAAAUUGUAUGUAUAUUUUA
Messenger RNA from Drosophila montana, 1154 nucleotides. RefSeq names its product Cyclin-dependent kinase 5 (gene Cdk5). The record is from RefSeq and is a predicted model, not a curated record. The coding region runs from base 193 to 1077 and encodes 294 amino acids. NCBI's taxonomy places the organism in Eukaryota, Metazoa, Arthropoda, Insecta, Diptera, Drosophilidae. The transcript has 4 exons. Gene Ontology annotation, biological process: protein phosphorylation; axonogenesis; synaptic vesicle transport. Gene Ontology annotation, molecular function: cyclin-dependent protein serine/threonine kinase activity; ATP binding. Gene Ontology annotation, cellular component: cytoplasm; nucleus.